AUGAACAGACACAUCUCAGCUCUUUCACACACAAUCAAAGACACGGAGGAGAUGAUGAAAGCCAGCGAUGCCUGCUUUCUGAAGGACUUUAGCAUCACGAUGGAAAGAGUCCAGAUCUCACAGCCGGAUCCACAGAUGAGUUCUGGAGCUUUGAUUCAUGUGUCACAUUACUUGAGUGACCUGCGGUUCAGAGUCUGGAAGAAGAUGCAGGAAACUCUCCAACACACUCCAUUGACUCUAGAUCCAAACACAGCACAUCGUCAGCUCACACUCUCUUCUGAUUUGACCAGUGUGUCGGACAGUGAUUUACGUGAAAAUCUUCCUGAUAAUCCAGAGAGGUUUGACAAGUAUCCAUGUGUUCUGGGUUCUGAGGGCUUUAACUCAGGAACACACUGCUGGGAUGUGGAGGUUGGAGACAACACACUCUGGAGUGUUGGAAUAACCACAGCAUCAAACCAAAGGAAGGGAGACGUUUUCUUUAACACUAAUGUCUGGCGUGUGCGGUACAUAGACCGUAAAUACAGCUCACAAUCCUCAGAUCAACCUUUGACUGUCUUCACAGUUAAAGAGAAGCUGCAGCGUGUGAGAGUUCAGCUGGACUGUGACAGAGGAAAGGUGUCCUUCUCUGAUCCUCUAACUAACAUCUGUCUCUGCUCAUUCACAACAACCUUCACAGAAACUGUCUUUCAAUUCUUAUAUAACUACUGCAAAACAUCCCCUCUGAGGAUUUUACCAGUUAAACUGAUU
Molecule: messenger RNA, 747 nt
Organism: Sinocyclocheilus rhinocerous
Lineage: Eukaryota; Metazoa; Chordata; Actinopteri; Cypriniformes; Cyprinidae
Product: zinc-binding protein A33-like
Exons: 4
Molecular function (GO): protein binding
Source: RefSeq, a predicted model, not a curated record